Messenger RNA from Diorhabda carinulata, 884 nucleotides. RefSeq lists its product as uncharacterized. The transcript is spliced from 4 exons. NCBI's taxonomy places the organism in Eukaryota, Metazoa, Arthropoda, Insecta, Coleoptera, Chrysomelidae. The record is from RefSeq and is a predicted model, not a curated record. Bases 49 to 642 code for a protein of 197 amino acids.
CAGACUUUGUAAAGUGUAAAUCUAGCCACUUGCUAGUAUUAGUGACAUAUGAAAAUGGCUUCUCAUCUUCUGAUUGCUUCAAUCCUCGUGCUAGUUCUUCUAGAUAUCUGUCACGCCGGUGGUGGUGGUGGAGGAGGACACAAGAAAGUGAUCAUCCACGUCCCGUUCAAAGUGAAACACAUCCACCACACCCACACAGUUGUCAAACAUGUUGGACAUGAAGGAGGAGGUGGAGAUGAAGGCUACAAAGUCAUUGGAUACUCAGGAGGCAUUGACGAUGGUGAAGUAGUUGCACAUGAUAGUGGUCAUGGAGGUUAUGGAGGACACGGAGGAUGGGAAGGUGGCACUAUUGGAGGUGGUCAUGGAUAUGGAAUUGGACACUCAGUUUCAGAAGGUCAUGAAGGCGGAAUCGGAGGAGGCCAUGGUUAUGCUUUAGAAUCGCACGGUGGAUCUUUUGGUGGUCACGGAGAAAGUUUACAUGAAGGCGGAGGUGCUGAUUAUGGUUCAUUGAGCCAAGGUCUAGGUGCUUACGGUGAUCACAAUUCUAUUUCCAGCGGACAUGAUUUCGGCGGAAGUUUAGGCGGCAGUGGCGGUGGAUAUGAGAGCAUAGGCAAUGAGGAAGGCCACCAUGGCUAUGAAUAAAUAUUAUACUUUUUUGUUCGUUCAUUUAAUUUUUUGUAAAAUGCCAGGACUAGUCGCAAUUUAUAUGCAUUUUGUAAGCUAUAUAAAUUAUUGAGAAUAUUUAUUACUUGAAAUUCAAGUAGGUAAUUGAUAUUUUCAAAAUAUAUACAGCAUCACUGUUGUUGUAACAUAUUGUUAUUUAAUGUUUAGUUGUUAUUUUCGUACUUUUAAAUUAUUGUUCACAAUAAAAAAUCAAAAAUAAA